Molecule: messenger RNA, 5009 nt
Organism: Hemibagrus wyckioides
Lineage: Eukaryota; Metazoa; Chordata; Actinopteri; Siluriformes; Bagridae
Product: katanin-interacting protein
Exons: 28
Coding region: 228-4787 (1519 amino acids)
Source: RefSeq, a predicted model, not a curated record
GAAGUGAGGCGCGCGCGUCUGUGUGUGUCUCUCUCUCGCGAGAACGGCUGCGCUCUGACUGGUUACCGUUCUUCACUCUUUUCCAAUCCAUGCUGAGAGAGACGCGAGACGGGCUGUGAUUGGUCCGUGGGUUGCCGUGGUUACCAACUCCCGCUGUCAACUACAGACGGUUAGAGAGUAUGAGCUCAGCUGCUAGCGCGAAGCGGUGCUACGGAUAAACUCAUGUCAUGGACUGUGCGGGUGCGGGUGAUCGACCCUCUCCCCGGAACCCCGGAGUGGACAGAGAGGAUGCCAGAAGGGGUGAUGCAGCAAAACAGCCAUCUGCAAAAGAGCAACUGGAUGAAUAUUUAAUCAGUCUGCAACACAGGAACAGAGCUCUGAGGAAGCUGCAGGUGAAGGACCCGAGGCAGCUGGAGUUAGAACAGCUGGAACAGGGCUUCUGCAUCUAUAUCAAUGGCGCUAAUGCUAAUCUGAGUAAUGCUAAGGGCAGUCAGCGAGACAGUCACAGAAAUACACACACUGCAGAUGCUCAAAGGAGUACAGAGAAUACGUAUGGAGUGACUCAUCACAUCCCAAGGAGUCACACAGCACCUGAGAGAGCACAGCGUAGAGAAUGGGUCCAGAAAUCAAUACAAAUCCGGACAGAGAAUGGGGGUCGUGUGAAGAUAUGUCCAGAAAACCGAUACUCAGACGACUUUGAGCCAUACGAGAGCGUAGAUAUGGAGGUGGGAAGAGAGGUGUGUAAGUCUCACUCAGUAUCAGAACCUGCUGAAAGACUACUACUCAACCUCCACCAGGUCAAAGUGUUGCGGAGCAGCCUGGAGGCCAGUGUGAAGCGGAGUAGCCGUGACUCUGCGGGCGAGGAGUCAGAGGGCGAGUGGGUCGAAGAACAGAUCGAAAGGGACGACAGUAAUGACAGUAUCUGUGACGUCACUCUUCCCCCCUCCCCCAAACCAAGCCAACCAAUCAGGAAUCAGCCCAGCCCCGGUGACCUCAUUGUGCUUGAUUUUGGCCCCUCCCCUAUAGGCCGUAAGUCUGAGCGCUGUCUCUCAGCUAAGCGGAAGGAGAAUGUUGAGUCCUGUAUCCCUACUAAACCAGUUCUGAUGAAGAAAAGAAACAAGAGGUCCAACAGAACCCAACAGGACACACCACGUCGUGGUAGUGUUUUAGAGCGCCCCCUGUCUGCAGUGUGUAAAGUGCAGGAGGAGCGAGACUCAGAGGAGACAGUGCUCAGUGUGUUGCAGGCGCUACAAAAUGAGAACUCCCCCUCACACACACCUGCACCAGACAAACAUCAUCAUACACUCUCACCUGAGCUCCAACACCCCCGAGAUCUACAGAGGAAUGUGCUCAGCUUCAGUCCGCAGGUGAACUGCUCCAUCACAGAGCAGCCAGACAUCAACCAUAAUAUUCAGGAGGAAGAGGAGGAUGAAGAUGAGAACCAAUUAAUCAGAGCCAUGCAUAGGAUCACACUGAUGGGGCCCAGUCAGCAGAAGAGGUUGUUGAAGGCUCUGGAGAAUAUUGAGACAGAUUCUCAAGCACAUAUCAGUAGCAGCAAUUCCCCAACAACUAGGAGGCGGGGCUCAGCAGAGGCUAUUUAUGUUACCAUGGAGAUUUUGUCCAACUGGGGUGGUGGUGGUGGUGGACGAGUGGGGCUGACGGAGGUCCAGUUCUUCUGCAAGAAGAACCGCAAACUUUACAUCUCUCCACAUGACCUGGACAUCCGGAAUGCUGAUCAGCCCGGGAAUCUUGCUGCGCUGGUCAAUGGCAAGACUAAAACCACUAAAGAGCGGGACAUGUGGGUGUGUUGGUUCCAUGCACCAGUGCAGUUGUACUUUGUGGUGAGAAACGCAGAUCGCUCUCCGGACUUCAGCAUCACUCGCAUUAAAAUAUGGAAUUAUAAUCACAGUCUGAACGAGCUGGCUGUAGGAGCGCGGGAUGUGCGUGUGUAUGUGAACAGCACGCUGGUGUUUGAUGGUCAGUUAGAAAAAGGCUGUGGUAACCCGGUGUUCGAUUACAGCACAACUAUCAACCUGGCAGAGCUCCACCUCCCAGAAUGCAGUUCUCCCAGCACUGCUUGCUUCAGCCCACAUCGCUACGAUGACCUGUGUCAGGAUCCCAGCCCCGGUCAGUCUGGACUCGGCUCCUUUGUUGUAAAGGAAGUCAGUGAGCGGUCACAGAAAGACGGCGCUUGCACCCCUGUGAGUAUCGCCGGCCCUGACAGUAUGCAGACUGACUCCAUAAAGCACAGAGAUUCGCCCCUGGUGGAGAACAGCAGGGAGGCGGUUAACACGGUGACCACCCAGCCAGCUUCACGCGCGGUUCGAGAGCGUCCCCCAUGGCUGGAGCCUCAGAAUAGAAGGAACAGCAAACACAAACACACUGCAAAGCAUAAACUUUCCGUCCUGGAUGAUGUCUCCUGCAGUCCAGCCAGCGUCUGUGGCCACCAGGUGGCACCACUCACAAACACAACCGAGAGAAGCUGUGAGACUAAACCAGAAUCGGAUCUGUUAGAUACAUUGUGCAAGGAGCAACCACACGUCCGAGCGGUCAGUGGGCGCAGAGGGUCUGCGCGUUCACAAAUCAAACCACCGAGUCAUGAUGCAGAGAGAUCAGAGGAGCUCAGCCCAGUUGCCCACGGUAACCAUCGUCUGCGGUCCCGCUGGCUGACCAAGGCAGACGACAACAAACCCAUAACAAAGACAAGAUCACCAGACUCACCGACAAAAUUUGAUCAGACUGAGGGUGAUGUUUUUGAUGAGUUUCUCCAGCGCUGUUCCCGCCCCUCUGCCGUGACACCGGACCCCGUGACCUCUGACCCUGAAGAGGAGUUUGAGAUCCCAGUUCUUCCGCAAGGGCAGCAUCUAGUGAUGCGUAUUCUGUCCACGUGGGGAGACCGUCGCUAUGUGGGCCUGAAUGGUGUGGAGAUAUUCGGUGCCAGCGGAGAGCCAGUCAAACCGCUCAGCAUCACUGCUGUCGUCACCGGACUACCUGAGAACAACGGCAAUGUCUCCAAGGUGAUCAAUGGUGUCCAGAGCACACAGGACGACUCCCACUUGUGGCUGGCACCAUUUGUGGCAGGGAAACGGUGCGAGAUCACACUGGACCUUGGAGAGAUGCAGCGGCUGGCCAUGAUCCGUGUGUGGAACUACAAUAAAUCUCGCAUUCACUCCUUUAGAGGGGUGAGAGAAGUGGACAUGCUGCUGGAUGGACAGAGAAUCUUUAAAGGAGAGAUCGCUAAAGCAUCUGGCACACUGAUAGGAGGUCUGGAUCAGUUUGGUGAUACAAUCCUCUUUACCACGGAUGAUGAAAUCCUGGAAGCCAUGUCACGCUUUGAUGACACAUUUGUGUGUGGUAAUGUGGGGGUGGAGUCUGGAGUAGAGGGGGAGGAGCUUCAGCGUCCUCAGACUGCAGAUGAAGAAGAAGAAGAAGAAGAGGGAACACCACUCACACAGGCUGGACUCAGGGAGGAACAUAAAGCUGAGAACCAGGACACUGCUUUAGAGCCAUGUGCUGAUUCAGAGAACCCGAAUUCUGGUCUUUACACAGGAAAGAGUGUGUGUCUGUCUCUGAUUUCAACUUGGGGUGAUUCUCACUAUCUCGGCCUCACUGGGUUGGAGGUUGUGGGGAAGGAGGGUGAGAUCAUCCCCAUUGAUAUCGCCAAGGUGAAGGCAACACCACGUGACCUCAAUGACCUCCCAGAGUAUAACGAUGACCUUCGCACCCUGGAUAAGUUGUUUGAUGGACAGAACAUCACCACUGAUGAUGAACACAUGUGGAUGAUCCCCUUCACCCCUGGCUCUGACCACACCCUCUCCAUCCAGUUUGACCAAUCACAGACCAUCGCUGGCCUCAGGGUCUGGAAUUACAACAAGUCACCUGAGGACUCCUACAGAGGGGUGCGGGCUUUGUGUGUUUAUGUGGAUGAAGAGUGUGUCUCUCCACCUGAUGGGUUCCUGAUCAGGAAAGGACCGGGGAACUGCCACUUUGACUUUGCUCAAGAGAUUCUGUUCAUCGACUAUGUCCAGUCCUCCAGUGUGUGCAAAAACAAAGCUACAGCACACACACACAGGAGUGAAGAGAAGGCCAGUAUGGAGUAUGAGGCUCCGCUCAUGCCGCUUGGAUUUAUUUUUCAGUUGCAGCUCUUGACUACGUGGGGUGACCCCUACUACAUAGGCCUGAAUGGCCUGGAGUUUUAUGACCACAAUGAUGAGAGGAUCCCACUCAGUGAUAAUAAUAUUGCUGCAUUUCCAGACAGUGUGAACGUACUGGAUGGUGUGUGUGGAGAUGUGAGAACACCAGACAAACUGAUCGACAGCAUCAAUAACACACAUGAUGGACGUCACAUGUGGCUUGCUCCAGUACUGCCUGGCCUGGUGAAUCGUGUGUAUGUGAUCUUUGACAAGCCUGUGACCGUCUCUAUGAUCAAACUCUGGAAUUAUUCCAAAACACCACAGAGAGGAGUUAAAGAGUUUGGGCUCCUUGUGGAUGAUCUCCUGGUGUAUAAUGGGAUUUUGGAGUGUGUGUCACACCUGUCCCGGGGAAUUCUGCCCACCCUCGACCCCAUUGUCCCCUACCACACUAUACUGUUCACGGACAACACACACAUCACACACCGUGAGAGGAAUACUGUCAUCAGCAACCAUGUGGAGGACCAGGAUGUGAAGAUGACCAACGAUAACCAGAUUGUCCAACAUCACAGCAAGAAAAAACCAACAGCAGACCAAGCACUGAGACCCAAAACCUGUAUGACAGACCUUCCCAAACACAGGACACGCCCUUACUGACACACCCACAUGUACAGUGUGUGUAAGGAAAGGUCAGUCGUGGUCAUUCACACACAAACAGACCUGUUUGAGUCACCCUGGUGCACUGUUAAUAACACUGUUGUGUAUAUUCUCCUGUGUGUGUGUGUUCUAGUUGUAAUAAUAUUCUAAUAAUCUGUAUUAUAGCUGUUCAUAUGAGCCGUGUGUUUAAAUAAAGAUUCGACACUAAGUGCACUGGACUUA